Molecule: messenger RNA, 1320 nt
Organism: Symbiodinium sp. CCMP2592
Lineage: Eukaryota; Dinophyceae; Suessiales; Symbiodiniaceae
Source: the annotation of a GenBank genome assembly
AUGGAAAGUCGCACACUUGCCUCGUAUCGGCCAGAAGGUUCCGAGACCGUAGCGACUUUUGACAGGGUGAGGGCAUUUUACAUCUUGGGGUUGGUUGGCGUCCACCAACAGCUUUUGAGCGCCCCAAUGCACCGGGUGCAACUGGCGAAUUAUCUGCAGUAUAAGACGGUGGAUCAUGGUGUGGAGCUGAUGAUGGGCAUGAUGCUCAUUUCUGGCUGGCUCUCGUCCGCCACAUGGAAGGAUGCUAGCUGGACAAGUCACAUGCUUCGGAAAGUGGCACGCCUCAUCCCGCCUUACAUGGUGGCGGUGGCCUUCACAAGCCUUCCAUUGUCCUUGCAGUGUGAAAGCUGGGAGUGCAAGCUGCAGUACGGCCUGGAGAUGUUGACCAUCGGUAGCUGGAACCCCUUCCUGUCAUGGUGGACCAUGAACCAGCCCCUUUGGUUCGUCUCUACAUUGUUAUCCUAUCACUAUAUGUCUCCUCCUUUUCUGAGGUGGACUCGCAGGCAAAGUGUUCGGCGGCUCGCUCUUGUGGUGACCCUCUUGUAUGCCCUCCGCACAGGCCUCGCUUGCCUAGUGCUGCUGCUGCUCGAAAGAUGGACCGGGGACCUAGACAGCUACGGACGCAUAGUCCACGUGUGGAGUCCCACACAGAUUUGGGUUCCCUUCAUGGGGGCUUUGCUGGAGCAGAUCACUGCCCGGACUUCACUGCCGACGUGGGUCCGAAAAUGGCAUGUUUGGCUGCUGACAGACGUCUUAAUUGUAGUGUUGAUUGUGUGCACGAACUUUCUGCCAUCGACUGGGUCGCCCGGGAUCGAUGCGCUCGUCGCCUACAACAACCUGGUCACAGGACCUGUCCAGCUUGCCCUAUUGGUACUUAUCAGCUGUGAUUGCAACUCUUUCAGGCGGAUUUUCGGCCCCACACAUGGCAGCCGCCGGCUGGCAGCAUCAAUGUUGAAGCUCUCAUAUACUGUUGCCUUGACGCACUGGCCUUGGGCUCUUUGUGUGCAUCAUUGCGGGCUCUUUGGUAUGGACUCCUGGAACUCCAUGUUGGGCACGUGGGGGACAUCAAUCCUCUUCGCGAUCUUCCUGGAUUUCGUCGUCGUGGAUCCGUUCACGGCGUCAUUUUGCAGCUGGAUCAUCCCGAAGUCCACGGAGCCCACGCGCGGCAAGGCAGGGCAGAACCCAGGGGGCGCGAGGGCUGGGCGGCGCCAGGAUGCCGUGGAGUUAGCUCCAGCCGCGAAGAUUGCUGCACCUUUCCAGAGGCCCUCUAAGAAAAGGGCUGGAACUUUGCCCUUGACUUCCUUCCUGUCUCGGGCAUAG